Messenger RNA from Phaeoacremonium minimum UCRPA7, 876 nucleotides. RefSeq names its product putative snare domain-containing protein. Gene Ontology annotation, molecular function: SNARE binding; SNAP receptor activity. NCBI's taxonomy places the organism in Eukaryota, Fungi, Ascomycota, Sordariomycetes, Togniniales, Togniniaceae. The record is from RefSeq and is a predicted model, not a curated record. The transcript is spliced from 2 exons. Gene Ontology annotation, cellular component: endomembrane system; SNARE complex. Gene Ontology annotation, biological process: intracellular protein transport; vesicle fusion. The coding region runs from base 1 to 876 and encodes 291 amino acids.
AUGUCGAAUCCAAACGCUCUCUUUCUGCUUGCAGACCACGUCAAACUGUCGCUACUCGAGCGCCAACGAGCACAGACACUGAAUCUUGAGAGUGACUCGCAAGAUGGGCACAUCUCCAGGUCAUUAGAUCAAUUCCGCGAUGGGCUGGAAGCGCUGGAGAAAGAGCAAAAGCGGCUCGAGGAGGCCGGCGAUGCAGACAAAGCUGCCAACAUCUCAGACUCGCUCCCCGCUCUUCAGAAGCAAUAUAACGACCUGACGUCGCAAUUCCACGGCUUCUCCUCACCAAGCACGACAUCAACCCUCACACACCCCAAUGACCCUACUCUGGCCGAGGACUUCGAACACGCCACGACCACCAGCCCGCCCGCAGCCUCAUCUACCCUGCAACCGCCCGCCAAGAAGUCCCUACGCUCAUCAUCCGCCACAUCUCCCGGCGGCGGCGCUUCAUCCAAGACGGUACGCUUCCAGGACGCGGCGCCCGUCUCGGACGUCGAGGCGCAGCUCUUCAACCAGCCGUACCGCGACGACCCGGACGCGCCGCAGGGCUACCGCGACCAGGCCGCCGGGCUCGAGACGAACCAGCAGAUCCACGCUUACCACAGCCAGAUCCUCGCCGACCAGGACGCGCAGCUCGACCGCCUGGGCGAGAGCAUCAGCCGCCAGCGCGAGCUGAGCAUGCAGAUCGGCGACGAGCUCGACGACCAGGUCGCCAUGCUCGAGGAGUCGGAGCGCCUGACCGACCGCCACCAGGGCCGGCUGGACCGCGCGAGGCGGCAGGUUGGCAAGAUCGCCCGUGGCGCCGGCGAGAGCAAGCAGAUGAUUGCUAUCAUCGUUUUGAUAGUGAUCUUAGUCCUAUUGAUUGCUGUGCUAAAAUGA